Messenger RNA from Mus caroli (Ryukyu mouse), 988 nucleotides. It is a transcript of the gene Fgf5, whose product is annotated as fibroblast growth factor 5. The record is from RefSeq and is a predicted model, not a curated record. NCBI's taxonomy places the organism in Eukaryota, Metazoa, Chordata, Mammalia, Rodentia, Muridae. Gene Ontology annotation, molecular function: growth factor activity.
GGUGGCCUCUCUCUCUCUCUCCCCCCCUCUCCCUCUCCCUUCCCCGAGGCUAUGUCCACCCUGUGCGGCCAGGGAGGCAGCGCCAGAGGCACGCAGCCGCGCGGGGGCUACGGAGCCCGGAGCCAGCCCUGCAAGAUGCACUUAGGACCCCCGCGGCCGGAAGAAUGAGCCUGUCCUUGCUCUUCCUCAUCUUCUGCAGCCACCUGAUCCACAGCGCUUGGGCUCACGGGGAGAAGCGUCUCACUCCCGAAGGGCAACCCGCGCCUCCUAGGAACCCGGGAGACUCCAGCGGCAGCCGGGGCAGAAGUAGCGCGACGUUUUCUUCGUCUUCUGCCUCCUCACCAGUCGCAGCUUCUCCGGGCAGCCAAGGAAGCGGCUCGGAACAUAGCAGUUUCCAGUGGAGCCCUUCGGGGCGCCGGACCGGCAGCCUAUACUGCAGAGUGGGCAUCGGUUUCCAUCUGCAGAUCUAUCCGGAUGGCAAAGUCAAUGGCUCCCACGAAGCCAGUGUGUUAAGUAUUUUGGAAAUAUUUGCUGUGUCUCAGGGGAUUGUAGGAAUACGAGGAGUUUUCAGCAACAAAUUUUUAGCGAUGUCAAAAAAAGGAAAACUCCAUGCAAGUGCCAAAUUUACGGAUGACUGUAAGUUCAGGGAGAGAUUCCAAGAAAACAGCUAUAAUACCUAUGCGUCCGCGAUCCACAGAACUGAAAAGACAGGCCGGGAGUGGUACGUGGCCCUGAACAAGAGAGGGAAAGCCAAGAGAGGCUGCAGCCCACGGGUCAAACCUCAGCACGUCUCCACCCACUUCCUACCCAGGUUCAAGCAGUCCGAGCAACCGGAACUUUCCUUCACUGUCACUGUUCCAGAAAAGAAAAAGCCACCGGUGAAACCAAAGGUGCCCCUGUCGCAGCCUCGCAGAAGUCCCAGCCCAGUGAAGUACAGACUCAAGUUUCGCUUUGGAUGAUGCUCGUCCGCCAGGGCCUUGUGGGAAAC